This is a messenger RNA of Oreochromis niloticus (Nile tilapia), 3549 nucleotides long. It is a transcript of the gene spg7, whose product is annotated as SPG7 matrix AAA peptidase subunit, paraplegin. The coding region runs from base 309 to 2735 and encodes 808 amino acids. Lineage: Eukaryota; Metazoa; Chordata; Actinopteri; Cichliformes; Cichlidae. The record is from RefSeq and is a predicted model, not a curated record. The transcript has 17 exons. Gene Ontology annotation, cellular component: m-AAA complex; membrane. Gene Ontology annotation, biological process: mitochondrial protein processing. Gene Ontology annotation, molecular function: metalloendopeptidase activity; ATP binding; ATP-dependent peptidase activity.
UUCAAAGUUCGACUUCCGGGAUGCGGUUAACUGUAUUAUUUAGUAUUCUGCACAUACUGAACACACAAUGUCUGUCUAACGAGGAUUAGUAAAUAAUGAUGAAAUCCGAUUUUUUUUUAAUUAAACAGUCUUUGUGAGUUUCCCGCGCGGAAGUAGGUCCCCGCAGGGCUGACGUCUUUGCCCGGCUGCUGGUUGAAUAACAACGAGCUAGCUCUAAACCGAGCUUAUAAAACCUCCGAGGAGACGGAGACAACUAUGUCGGUGCAUUAGCUCCGUUAAAUGUUCGCUUUCGACUAACGACAGCUACUAUGUCAGCUUUGUUGUUGCAGCAAAGUGCUGGCGUUUGUCGCAAAUACAGCAGAGGUUUAUUGUGGACGCUGCUGAGGCGAAACUGUCAUGUAUUGGAGAGCAAGCCAUUAUCCAGCCGCGGUGUUCAAAAUGUCCUGUCUAGGUGUGAUCACGUGAGCAAGACGCUUCUUACAAAGUCAGAGCGGACUCUUACAGAUCAGCAGCAACAGAAACUCAUACAGAGUCUUCUCCACAGACCUUUGGGGCUUGGUUUGGCGGGACUUAGAAAAGAGCUAAUUAGGAACAACCUGCUCAGGAACCCUGUUGGUUUGGCAAAUCUACUCGGGGCAACAAAUCUCUUCAGUACAUCUCAGUCUAAUCAAAACAAAGAUAAAAAGAAUGGGCCAAAGGGGAAGACGCCAGAGGAAGAUGAAGAGGAGAAGAAACGUCGUGAACAGGAGGAUCAGAUGUACCGGGAACGCCUGCGAACCCUCUUCAUCAUAGCGCUCAUCAUGAGCCUGCUGAACUCCAUUAACACCAGUGGCGGUAACAUCUCUUGGAACGACUUUGUGAACGAGAUGCUUGCCAAGGGGGAGGUGUCACGUGUGCAGGUCGUUCCCGAGAGUGAUAUUGUGGAAAUAUACCUUCAUCCCGGAGCAGUCAUCUUCGGAAGGCCUAGGCUGGCGCUUAUGUACAGAAUGCAGGUUGCCAACAUUGACAAGUUCGAGGAGAAGCUGAGAGCUGCCGAGGAGGAGCUGAAUAUUGACAGCAAGGACAGAAUACCAGUGUCCUACAAGCGCACUGGAUUUUUUGGGAAUGCAGUCUAUGCUCUGGGCAUGGCUGCGAUCGGUGUGGCGAUUCUGUGGUAUAUCUUUCGACUAGCUGGCAUGGGUGGCAGAGAUGGCGGCUUCAGCGCUUUUAAUCAGCUGAAGAUGGCCAAGUUCACCAUUGUGGAUGGGAAGUCGGGUAAAGGUGUGAGCUUCAAAGAUGUGGCAGGCAUGCAUGAGGCUAAAUUGGAAGUAAAGGAAUUUGUUGACUACCUCAAGAGUCCUGAACGAUACCUCCAGCUUGGCGCCAAGGUUCCCAAGGGUGCAUUGUUGCUUGGCCCUCCAGGAUGUGGGAAGACCCUGCUUGCUAAGGCUGUAGCUACGGAAGCCCAGGUGCCUUUUCUGGCUAUGGCUGGCUCUGAGUUUGUGGAGGUCAUUGGAGGCCUGGGUGCUGCUCGGGUCAGGAGUUUAUUCAAGGAGGCUCGCACUCGAGCACCCUGCAUCGUCUACAUCGAUGAGAUCGAUGCCGUGGGAAAGAAGCGCUCCACCAACAUGUCGGGUUUCUCCAACACUGAGGAGGAGCAGACUCUCAACCAGCUGCUAGUAGAAAUGGAUGGUAUGGGAACAACAGACCAUGUCAUUGUUCUUGCUUCCACUAACAGAGCAGAUAUUUUGGAUAAUGCUCUCAUGAGACCAGGCAGACUGGACAGACACAUCUUUAUAGAUCUACCAACACUGCAGGAGAGGAAGGAGAUCUUUGAGCAGCAUCUGAAGAUCUUGAAGCUGACUCAGCCAGCGAAUUUCUACUCCCUGCGUCUGGCAGAGCUCACCCCAGGCUUCAGUGGUGCAGACAUUGCAAACAUUUGUAACGAAGCUGCCCUGCAUGCCGCCAGAGAAGGGUACAAAUCCAUCGAUACCUUUAACUUUGAGUAUGCGGUGGAGAGAGUUAUAGCAGGAAGUGUAAAGAGGAGUAAGAUCCUGUCUAAAGAGGAGCAGAGGGUCAUUGCCUUCCAUGAGUCUGGACAUGCCUUAGUGGGAUGGCUGCUUGAGCACACAGAAGCAGUUAUGAAGGUUUCCAUUGCUCCACGGACAAACGCAGCUCUGGGAUUUGCCCAGAUCUUACCCCGUGACCAGUACCUCUUCACCAAGGAGCAGCUGUUUGAGCGGAUGUGUAUGGCUCUAGGAGGAAGAGCUGCUGAGGCAAUCACCUUUAACAAGGUUACUACAGGAGCUCAAGAUGACUUGCGCAAGGUGACGCGUGUGGCCUACUCCAUGGUGAAGCAGUACGGCAUGUGCGACAGUGUCGGGCAGGUCUCGUUCCCAGAAACAGAAGAGCAAGGUGCCAUUGGGCGCCGUCCUUUCAGCCAGGGCCUGCAGCAGCAGAUGGACCAUGAGGCUAAGAUAAUGAUAGCCCGUGCGUACAGACAAACGGAGAAGCUGCUCCUGGACAACAGAGACAAACUAACACUGUUGGCCAAUGCGCUGCUUGAGCGUGAAGUCGUGAACUACGAUGACAUUGAAGCCUUGCUGGGUCCACCACCCCACGGGCCCAAGAAGAUGAUCCUCCCACAGAGUUGGGUGGAGGCCGAGAGGGACAAACAAGACACAGGAGAAGACGAGCCUCAGCCGCCUCCGCCCCGCAAGCAGACAGACGAGGACAUGAACCCUCAGCUGGCGUGAUCUUAGAAAUGUACAGUGUAUUUAGUCCCUUCUUUAGUGCUUUAUAUUUCUAACAGUUAGAAGUUUAUAAAACCAUGCACACUUUUGUGCAAAUGAACAUUUACACUUGUCUCCACUUAGCUAAUGUGUGUGAUAAUCUGCAACUUUCAGAAUUCAUGUUUUUUGAGGAAUUCUAUCAUUUUUCUUGUGUGCUUGCUGCCGAGGCAUAUGAAUAUGCAAUGGUAGCAAUAAAAGCAAGUGUUUUUAAACAGGAUUACUCUAAAAAAUACAAAGUGCUAAUGGUUUAGAAAAAGCCUCUGAACAGUAUUUACUUUGUGCACUUAGCAGGUUUAUGCAAACAUAGGUGUUAAUGGCUCCAGUGGAUGUGAUCAUUUUAAUUUAAAAAUAUAAUGAAUCAUUUUCAGGUUUAGCUUCAGAUAUUUCUUUGGAGAAUUUGUGUUAUUUCACAUGGCAGUAAGGAAGCUGCUUGGGCAUUUGUAACUGGAGUUUGUCUUUACUGAAAUAAUCUGUAGGUCACAUGCACAAAAUAUAUUGGCACUGAUGCCUGUGACUGGGGUUUUAAAAACUCAUCAAGGUGUGCAUUAUUCUGUAGUGAGCUGCAGUUAGACCGCUUUGGAAACUUGCAGUGUGAACCUGAAACUGAGGCUGUAAGGAAUAACUGUUCUGAGGAAACCACAUUCUGCAUUUUGUAAAACACCUUUAAAGCUGAGAUUUCAAAAUGCGUGACAUGCUGGUGAUGAAGCAGCAGAUUGUCCACCACACACUUUGGUCCUUCUCUCAUCAUGAAUCAGUAGUUAAGUAGGAGUAGAUUAGA